GCCGACGCUCCGUGGGCCGGGCCGGCGGCUCUACGCGAGGGCGGCGGCGGCGGGAGCGCGCUAUGGGGGCGGCAGAGCAUGACCUCUACCGGGACACGUGGGUCCGCUACCUGGGUGAGCGCCUUUGGCACCGUACCGGCACGUGCGCGGGGCCCCCGCGCGGCACCCCGGCGCGUGGUCCAAGGUUACGCCAAUGAGGUGGGAGAGUCCUUCCGCGCCAUUGUGCCUGCCUCACUGGUGUGGGCCAGCUACGGCGUGGCGACUGCCUACGUGACGGCUGAUGCCGUCGACAAGGGCAAGAGAGCAGCAGCGGCCCACACACACGACUCUGGCAAGACGGCGCGGGUGGGGGUGGCCGUGGCAGACACCUUUGUGUGGCAAGGCCUGGCCUCCGUGGCCAUCCCCGGCUUCACCAUCAACCGCAUCUGUGCUGCCUCCCUCCACCUCCUGGGCUCACUGACCCGCUGGCCGCUCCCUGUCCGCAAGUGGACCACCACAGCACUGGGGCUCGCCACCAUCCCCUUCAUCAUCAAACCCAUUGACAGGGCUGUGGAUUUCCUCAUGGACUCCAGCAUUCGCAAGCUCUACAGCACUGAGGGAGAACCCCCGUCCUCGUCCUGAGCCGCCGUGGUGCAACUCAAGGGGCUAGUGGCACCCUUCCACCCCCUGCAUCAGUGCCAACCCUGCACCAUGCACUUCGCUCACCAGUGGGACUGGCUCCUGGAGGGGGUUAGCUCUCAGCGGGGCCUGCACCAAGCCAGCAGCAACUAGGGGUUCCUGGCAGAGCCAGACCAGCCCCAUCCUCAGGACUGGUAGGAAACCAAGGCACUUUGAUGACUUAGGCUGCUGCAAUACGUUCACUGUGAAAUCAUCCUCAGGUCACGGCCCCAGAGAAGCCCCAUCAGAUGGUCUGCUCUGCUGGCACCUAUUGACUCUGCUCACAGACUGGUCCUAAUAAACCAUUUCAGAUCUGA
This is a messenger RNA of Rhea pennata, 974 nucleotides long. RefSeq names its product mitochondrial fission process 1 (gene MTFP1). Bases 79 to 621 code for a protein of 180 amino acids. Gene Ontology annotation, cellular component: mitochondrion. Gene Ontology annotation, biological process: mitochondrial fission. The transcript is spliced from 4 exons. Lineage: Eukaryota; Metazoa; Chordata; Aves; Rheiformes; Rheidae. The record is from RefSeq and is a predicted model, not a curated record.